Penicillium macrosclerotiorum is the source of this 1617-nucleotide messenger RNA. RefSeq lists its product as uncharacterized. The coding region runs from base 1 to 1617 and encodes 538 amino acids. NCBI's taxonomy places the organism in Eukaryota, Fungi, Ascomycota, Eurotiomycetes, Eurotiales, Aspergillaceae. The record is from RefSeq and is a predicted model, not a curated record. The transcript is spliced from 2 exons.
AUGGAUGCACAGUAUCCCUUCGCCUCCCGAGACGACAUCUGGCGCGUCUUUGACGAGCUGAAGGAGCUGCACAUUGCACAGUUUGAACAGGCAGAGCGGAUUGCCCGACUAGAGCGUCGCCGCGACGAGGAUGCACGCUUGAAAAGUGUCUGGGGCCCCCCUAUGUCACCGUUUCCCACACCCGUGGGAGGCUCGAUCCCCGCAGAAAACCUAUUCAACUCCCCUCCUGAUGCUUUCAAGGGCUUUGACCAAGGUCAACAUCAUACCAUGUCCAGUUCUGCACCUGGCCUCGACGGGGAGGAUGAGCCACGACGGGGUGCCUCGCGAGCCAACAGCGUGCGCUUUGAUGAGAGUGCGAUCCAUGGGUAUUACGGGCAGACCAACCGGUCAAGUACCGAACUCCCACUCCGAACAGGCAGUGGAAUGGGGAGCCACCCAUUGACGGAGCGAUCCCUGUCGCACCGAUCAGACGGCCGUCAGAGUUCUUCUGCUCUCUCACUUCAUUCCACCCGAACGAACAGUCUUGGAUUGGACACAACUAGCCGUCUGAUGAGUUCUUCCCUUGGCGAAUCCCCACUGACACCGCCCCCAGGACUCUUUUUGUUGGGCCCCUCGCCUUGUAUCAUUCGGUGCUGGUUAACUACGACCUUCUCUAACGAGUCUCUUCUGUACGCGGCUGUCUGCUCGGGCUCAUUCUUCUCGUCUCUGACCUCCUCCAUGGUCCACAAACUUGGAUUGGAGGACCAGAUAGAAUAUGACCUAGAUGGACGCCUGUUCGCCAAGAUUACACUGUAUCUUCCCGAGGCCAGCGUCCACAAGUCUUCCUCUCGGCCCAAUAGCCCGGUCCCCCAUCUUCCAUGUGUGACAAUCCGGUUCUUGGUUCGUGAAGCAGACCCAUCGGAUGAAAGCAUUCAGAUCAUUCUUGGAAGUGACAUGUUGCGCUCCCACAAUGCCGAUGUUUUGUUCUCCCAGGACAAGAUUGUCAUGGUAGACGAUGAGCGCAACCGUAUCUCUAUUCCCAUUGUGCGCCCGGAGAAAGAUUCUGUAUUCAAAUUUUUACAGACAGUUUCCGAUACUUCACAUCCUGAUUUUCCCUUGGCCACCCAUGUGAAUGGACAGGGCGCCCCGGGCGUGAUUAGCCAGUCGCCGAUCCUGGAGCAGUCCACCUCAGCGUCUGCACCUACCCGUGUCUCAAUUGGCGAAGCCGAUAAGGAAAAGAAGCACAGUCUCCACGAUCCUGCCAACAUGGAAGGCUCGGUGGAGACCUCGUCUCUCACGGCCACAGGCGAUGAGUCUGCAGAGACCAAGGCCGAGGCACUUGGUGUCUGGAAAUCCUGGCGCCGCGAGCAAAAGUCCGAAUCCACCAACGCCGCCAAGGCCAAGGCGCGAACCAUGACAGUUCUCAAGCCCACCAAGCUAGCAACUCGAGCAAGCUCCACCAUGUCUAUCCCCACCAGCACCACUACCGAGCACAGCAGCACUCCUACUCAAUCCACUGCUCGCUCGCUCACUGAUGAUAGUCGUCCAGGCAAAGCAUGGGCGCCCAAUCCUAUAGGCGGUGCUUCCGCUUUCGGAUGGCUCAACACGACCAGCCGCGCCACGGCCAAUCCGAGAUAG